Messenger RNA from Xenopus tropicalis (tropical clawed frog), 5399 nucleotides. RefSeq names its product centrobin, centriole duplication and spindle assembly protein (gene cntrob). The record is from RefSeq and is a predicted model, not a curated record. Gene Ontology annotation, biological process: centriole replication; regulation of cilium assembly. The transcript is spliced from 19 exons. Lineage: Eukaryota; Metazoa; Chordata; Amphibia; Anura; Pipidae. Bases 138 to 3380 code for a protein of 1080 amino acids.
ACCUCAGUGCGCCUGUCAGUUGCUAUGGUGAUGGUAGCUGUGAGGAGAUGACAUCACGGGGCGGCUGGGGAAGCGGGUUUUAAACAAGGAAGGCGCUGGGUUUGUGACUGGAAUAUUCCUGGCAGGCUGUCUGUGCUAUGUCCAUGGCGCUUCCCCAUCGGUACAACCCAAAGGAUUCCUCGCUUCUCAGUGGCAUAGAACCUCUCCCGCUGUCUUCUCCGACGUCCCCUCUCCGGCAUGGCUCUCGCAGCCCCUCUCCUCCACCCGCCAUCUCCUUCCCGACGGCCUCCAGCCUGAGGCGCGCAGCCUUCUCAGAGGUGACCACCCAGCUCUACGCCUCCCUGCGGCGCAGCAAGGAGCUGGAGACCGAGAGCCAGGACACGGAUUGCUUGCUAAGGAAUUCUGCCCUCGCCCAGAGUCCCACGCACGGGACUGACAUGGACGAGCUGGCCGACGAGAUGUCCCAUAAGUUACAGGAAGGGGUCGAGGCUUCAAGUGCAAAGGGUGUCUCUUACAUCUCUCAGAUGGAGUCUCUUCGCUCAUACCUGCAGAACAUGCUGAGUCUGAACCCCAGUGUCACGCCGCACUCCAGCCAUGUUGGUGAUAAGGAGGAGGAGCCGAGUGAUGCCACAAGCACGCUGCUAAAUGCCCGGCCAGUGUCGCCCCCUCUCCCCCUGCCUGGCCUGGAGGGGCUGUUUCCUCGCUACGCAUCUUUAUAUAAAGCAGGUCCUGUUUUUGCUGACAUACAGCUGAGAGAUGCCUUGGAGAGAGAGACAACACGACGGAAGCAUUUGGAGCGCCACAUUCAGAACCUGCAGAAUGAGAUGCUGGAGUUGCAGCAGAGACUGACUGUCACCCUGACGGCCGACCGCAGGAAGGACACUAUGAUCCAACAGCUGGACCAGACCUUGGCGCUGGUGGUGGGAGGAUGGAAACAGCAGGAACAGAAGAAAGAAGAAGCUUUGCAUCAGCUUUGCAGGCAAAAAGAAGAAGCGGAGCAGGCCCGAGCCAAGGACAUGGAGGUGCUGACUCAGGUGCGCCAGGAGCUCUGCCAGGUACAAGACACUCUUGCUAAGGAAAAGCAGAUCUCAGCCGAGGCACAGGAGGAGGCCCAGAAGCUGGUAGGGGAGAGAGAGGCUCUGGUUACCCAGUUCCAGACCGAGCAAGAGAGAGAGCGAGACCUUCACGCAGAAGAGCACAGGGAGCUGGAGAUGCUAAAGAGCCAGAUGCUGGAGCAGCAGAGAGUGUGGCUGGAGCGGGAGAGAGAGCUGCAGGAUCAGUGUGAGAGACUGCAAGAGGAGAGGAGGAGAGAGGUGGAGAGUGAGCGGGCUCUGGCUCAGCAAGAAUCCCAGAAGUCCCAGCAGUGGCAGCUCGCCCUCACUUCUCUGCAGGGAGAGGCCCUUCGGCUGGAGAGAGAUCUGCAGGCCUCACACAGGGAGAGGGACACUCUGCAGAUGGAGCUUAACCUUGAGAAGGCCCGUAGUGAGUCUGAGAGGGUGCGCUUGGAGAGCGAGCGUAAGGUGCGCUUGGAAGAGGCCGUCACUCAGAGACUUAGCGUUGUCCACGAGGAGAGCGCCCAGCACCUGAGUGCUGUGAGAGAGCAACACCGGAAGCAGCUGUUAGACCUCACCUCGCAGCACGAGACAGAACUCUCCGCCCAACUCUCCCAGUUCAAGUCAGAACUGCAAGAGCGCGAGAAGCGCCACCGAGACGUCGCCAUGGAAUAUGAACUCAAACUGUCUCGCUCAGAGGAGAAGGCUCAGGAGCUGUCUCUGGCGCUCCGUCGGCUGGAGAGUGAGAGGGCAGAGAUGCUGGCACAGCUGCAGGAGGUGAUGAAGAGCCAUUGGAGCCAAGCGCUGAGGGUUCUCACCUCCAAGGCCUCCGAAUCGUCCCUGCAAGCCCCUCCCCAGCCCGUCCUGUCAGGGGCCCCUGAGAUGCCAUGGAGUGGUUACAGGGAGGCCGCUGGCGAACAGAGCCGAGGGGAGGAGCUCCCUCUAAAGAGAAGUGCCAGUUCACUCGGGCAUGGAGAGAGCUCCCACCUACUGGCAAGCAGCAAGCUGAAGGAUAGCCUGAAACCUAUAAUAGGAGAUCAAAGUCUGGCCAGUAGCCAAUAUCGGCAGGGUGGCCACCUCUCUGGGAGUGCUAGCCUUCCCUUGACAGAUUCCGAUCAACAGAGCAGUGGCCCAAAUUCACAUAGCGCUAUCCAAAUGCAAGCAGUGAGCAGUAAAUCAAUGGGAGAUGGUGGCCAAGGAAGUCGGCCAAUGACCCUAUUAAACCGCAUUGAUAGCCAGCAGUUCAUUGGACACAGCCAGUUAUUCAGUCAACACAACGAUAACAAAGCAAAGAGCAUUAAAGAUUCCGCAAGCAUUUCACUGAUGGCAGACGGUAGCCUCUUCAGUAGCCAGCCGCUGGUAACUAUAGACACAGGUAGCCAUAAUAUGUUUGCCGACAGCUUCUUUAAAGGCUUAAGCCACCAGUCUGUAAGCCACUUGAAUGUAGAAGCCACGAAGAUGGGCGGCCAUGAUUCUACCGGCAGUAGCCAUAUCGUGCACACUGGUGGCCAUGCUAUACGGUUGGAUAGCCAAGAGGCUAUAAACCCAAGAAACCAGUAUAAUAAAGACAUCUCUAACCAAAAUGAUAGCCAAGGUCUCCAAACAGGAAAAGCGCAGAGUUCUCAGCCUGGCUUCCUCCCCGUCUCGCUAUCCAAGGCAUCAAACAGUGGCCCCGGGCAGGGGCCACACCACCACCCUGGCUACCAACCAGCAGUGCCCAGUUACAGGGAAGCGGAAGAUAGCUUCUACCCCCUGCAAAUGGAGGAAUUGAGUCACAGCUUCAGUAGCCACCUGGGCUUCUACCCUUUAGAGCCACAUCAGGACCGGACAACGCUGGAAAGGGCCUCGGAAAGCUUCCUGCAAGUCUCAGAGAGACCACUCUUUCUGGAGGAGCCGGCGCAAACUAAAAUGGACGCCCUGGACAGCACCCCAAAUUGGGAACAGAACAAGGAAGAGGCCCCUUCAAACAGCCACCUACAGUACUAUAUACGCAUGCUGUUGGACCGCACCCCCGGGGAUCCGCUCAACGAGGACUCGGACAAAGAAUCCAUGCGCUCCAACAUAGACAUGGCCGACCUGUCUCGUCUCCUCAGUGUUUAUCCCUCUGUGUCUCCGUACGGCCAAGGCCGCCCCAACCAGCAGCCCCAGGGCUCUACAGAGAAGGCACUAGAUGUGCCCAGGAUACCGGCCAAGCCUACGAAACUCCCAGAGGGCAAAAUGCCAGAGGCAGUAAAGAAAGAGGUGUUAUCCACUCAGCGACGCGCGGCUCCUUCUAGGGGGAUGAAGAGGAUGACGUCGAGGGGAGGACGUGGUGGAAUAUGGAGAUAGACCGGCAAGAAACUGUAUUGUGUAAUAUAUUUAUUCUGUGGAUUUGAUAUCUGUGUGUGCGUGUUCAUAGCAAAAUAUGGGAAGAACCAAAAAGCUACCCAUUGUAGAGACAAUGGCCAAUGGUAUCAUGGGAAAUGGGCCUGGACUGGCAAUCUAUGGGUUCUGGCAAAUGCCAGAGGGGCUGCUGUAAGAUGCCAUAGACAGUCAAUAUUUAGUGGGCUGGGAGGGCAGUUUGGGCCUCUGAGUGUUUCCAACAACACAUAGAUCCAGAUCUACUUGCUAGAACAUCAGCAGUAACAGCCUGAGGUCUCUCCUGUUGAACCAAUCUACUUGCUAGAAUGUCAGCAGUAACAGCCUGAGGUCUCUCCUGUUGAACUAAUCUACUUGCUAGAAUGUCAGUAGUAACAGCCUGAGGUCUCUCCUGUUGAACCAAUCUACUUGCUGGAGUGCCAGCAGUAACAGCCAAAGGUCUCUCCUGUUGAACUAAUCUACUUGCUGGAGUGCCAGCAGUAACAGCCAAAUGUCUCUCCUGUUGAACUAAUCUACUUGCUAGAAUGUCAGCAGUAACAGCCUAAGGUCUCUUCUGUUGUACCAAGCCACCUUCCUUAGCAAACUGCAGCUGAUAGGACCACACAGUCAGGUUGUGCCAAUGUUUGUCUCAUGUUCAUCACAACCCAAAUAGGAUGAACAUGAGACAAACUUGCUAGAAUGUCAGCAGUAACAGCCUGAGGUCUCUCUUGUUGAACUAAUCUACUUGCUAGAAUGUCAGCAGUAACAGCCUGAGGUCUCUCCUGUUGAACUAAUCUACUUGCUAGAAUGUCAGCAGGAACAGCCUGAGGUCUCUCCUGUUGAACUAAUCUACUUGCUAGAAUGUCAGCAGGAGCAGCCUAAGGUCUCUCCUGUUGAACUAAUCUACUUGCUGGAGUGCCAGAAGUAACAGCCAAAUGUCUCUCCUGUUGAACUAAUCUACUUGCUAGAAUGUCAGCAGUAACAGCCUGAGGUCUCUCCUGUUGAACCAAUCUACUUGCUGGAGUGCCAGCAGUAACAGCCAAAUGUCUCUCCUGUUGAACUAAUCUACUUGCUAGAAUGUCAGCAGGAACAGCCUGAGGUCUCUCCUGUUGAACUAAUCUACUUGCUAGAAUGUCAGCAGGAGCAGCCUAAGGUCUCUCCUGUUGAACUAAUCUACUUGCUGGAGUGCCAGAAGUAACAGCCAAAUGUCUCUCCUGUUGAACUAAUCUACUUGCUAGAAUGUCAGCAGUAACAGCCUGAGGUCUCUCCUGUUGAACCAAUCUACUUGCUGGAGUGCCAGCAGUAACAGCCAAAUGUCUCUCCUGUUGAACUAAUCUACUUGCUAGAAUGUCAGCAGGAACAGCCUGAGGUCUCUCCUGUUGAACUAAUCUACUUGCUAGAAUGUCAGCAGGAGCAGCCUAAGGUCUCUCCUGUUGAACUAAUCUACUUGCUGGAGUGCCAGAAGUAACAGCCAAAUGUCUCUCCUGUUGAACUAAUCUACUUGCUAGAAUGUCAGCAGUAACAGCCUAAGGUCUCUUCUGUUGUACCAAGCCACCUUCCUUAGCAAACUGCAGCUGAUAGGACCACACAGUCAGGUUGUGCCACUGUUUGUCUCAUGUUCAUCACAACCCAAAUAGGACAAUGUAUAUUAAACCAGGAUACAAACCUUAUAGCACGCAGUCACUUAAAGGAGAACACAACCCUUUUUUUUAACCCUAGGACCCUCAAGAGGCCUCCGGUAAAGGGCACAGCAUUUGGGUUCCCCAGUGGUGCAGUUGGGAGGGGUCCUAGGCUUCUCAAUAAAGGCUUUGUUCUCCUUUAAAGCCCUUAAUAAAGUUCCAGCUAUUUACUGCUCCACGUAAUUCGUUUGCCUCCUCGGUCACUGCGGCCUUACAGCGGCACAUUUUCAGACCGCGGCACUAGACAGUAAGGUGUAUUUUUGUAUAAAGCAUUUGUCUUAUUUAUUUUUACUUAUUUAUAUAUUAAAAAUCUUUUUUACUUUCACAUAAA